Messenger RNA from Acytostelium subglobosum LB1, 843 nucleotides. RefSeq lists its product as hypothetical. The transcript has 3 exons. The record is from RefSeq and is a predicted model, not a curated record. Lineage: Eukaryota; Evosea; Eumycetozoa; Acytosteliales; Acytosteliaceae. The coding region runs from base 1 to 843 and encodes 280 amino acids.
AUGUCUGAUGAACCUGUGAACUCAAAGUCCCUGGCUAGGGGACUGCAUCGUGCUUCAAAGCAUGUUGAUAAACAUACUUCAAAGGGGAAGUAUAAGAAACAGGAGGCUGCUGCCAAGGAGAAGAAGAGACAGGAUGAUAUCAAUAAAGAACAGCGUAUCGAGCAAUACGGCGGAGACUCAGACGAUGAUGAUGAGGAUGAUAAUGACAACAAGGAGGAGGGAAACACUACAACACAGCGCAGAGAGAGAUCAAAGUACAGCAAGAGAAUACUUCAACAAGAGACAACUGAUAUCAAAGAGCUUGAUAGGUUGGACCAGCAAAUGGCUGGACUGAACAUGCAGGAACUUCUCGAUGCUUCAAUUGACUUCAUUCCAAAGUAUGAUGAUGAUGAGGUACAGGAGAGCGUACCAGUGGCAGCAGCGGCAGAGAUGAUCAAUCUGGCAGAGAUCGAGAGAUUACUACUGUCAUUCAGUGUUCCAGACAGAUUGAUGAUUGACACUGAUUACUUUAGAGGUGUAGAGUUGGACAAAGUCAAUGCUGUAGCAUCAAUAUCAAGGAAAUCAAACAAACACAUCAAUGUCCAUUCACAACAACAGAAACAGCAACCAAGCAGUAGCGGCAGCAGUAGUACCAAGUCUACAACAACAACACCGACACCAACACCGACACCAACUCCAUCAUCCACAGUGGCUCAAUCCACAUCUGUACCACAACCAACUUCACAAACAACUUCCAGUCAGUCUGCAGUAACCACUUCAAGCGACAACAACAACAACAAUAGUAGUAGUAGUGAGGGUGGUAACAAUAAAUCAUUAGAGGAAUGGUUAGACUCCAUUCUCUAA